AGAACACAAGCUGAAGCCGGACCGACUGACAGGACGAGCCGCUGCUGAACGAACCCCGAACCACCGGCUCCGGUCUUGAGUGAAGAGGAUUUGUGUUUUUUGCUGGUCGCUCUGCUUCCACACCGAGCCGUCGUACAGAGCAGAACCUUCUAGAACCUGGACAGACUUUACGUCUAGAACAAGAACCGUACAGCUGAGGAGACACCAGUGGUGGUGACCGACUGCCGGUCUCAUCGACCACCGUCCCCUGACCCACCAAAGCCAUGCUGUACCUGAAGAAGUACUUCACCGAGGGCCUCAUCCAGAUGGCCAUCCUGCUGAGCCUCUGUGGGAUGAGGGUGGACGUGGGCCUGGAGCCCUACCUGCCUCCCUCCUGGCACGAGAUGAUCCUGGGUCCGACCUCGGCGCUGACCCAGACGCAGUUCCACAACCUGCGCAACCGCCUGGAGGAGGGCCACAACCUGCACCCCAAGAGCGUGGAUCUGGACGGGUUCUUCACAGCGAGGAGGCUGCUGGGAUGGGUCCGCUCUCUGGACAGGCUACAGGUUCCUCAUCCGGAGCUGCAGACGUGGCUGGUCCAGCGGGAGCCGGACGCUCUCCCCGUCGGCUGUUCGGACCAGCCGUCCCUGAGGGAGAGAGCUCCUGCCGGGGUGGAGAGAGACCGGACCUCCCCUUCUGUGGAGGUCAGAGCCGAACUCAGUAACCUGGAGGACGAAGACGAGGAGGAGGAGAAGGAGACUUCCCUCCAGGAGUGUCUGAGGUUGUUAGAGGAAACAUUUCCCUUCACAGACGACGACCAGUUAAGUGAUGCUGAUGGCAGGCAGGAGUCCGAGUCUUCACACAGGGAGCCCCAGCUGUCCCCCAUCAUCCCCACUGGUAACCCCUCCUUGGACCUGGAACUGGACUGGCAGGACCUGCUGUCUAUCAUGGACCCUGAGAACACUGAUGUGGACAUGACGGCAUCAUUUGAAGACACGCUGGAUGUAAGACCUUCUGGGACCUUCCGAGGUGUUGGUUCUGAAGCUCCGCCCCAGAACUCCAACAGCCUCGGCAGUGUUGUAACGGAGGCUGAUCAGGCGCUGCUUCUCAUGGAUGCGCCGCCGCCGCCGCCGCCGCCGCAGCAGCAGCAGCAGCAGCAGCAGCAGCAACAACAUGGUGUGUUUGGACCUCAGAACCAGGCAGAGCUCGAGCCAGCCCUGCUUCCCCUGACCCCCAGUGCAGAGUUGGAUGACCACAGUUCAGCACUGAACACAAGGCGCACUCUGGAGAACCCCCAGGCUGAUCCCUUCCACCGUCCUCCAGACCACACAGAUCUGCUUGCAGAAGAUCCUUCAGAAGACUUUGGCCUGGGACUAAAUGCAGAAGAUAACCCGAGUACCUUCAACAUGAAUCUGCUAACACAAGAACCUGUGGACAGGAUGGAACCUGAAACCCUUCCUGGCUUUGAUGUGAACUUUAAUUCUUGUGACCUGACACCUUCCAGUUUUGGUCCAUCUCUGGAGGAGAAUGACAUGACCCGAGACCUUCUGGCAUCUCCUUCCGGCGAUUUUCUGGUGGACGAGGAGGAUGGUGAAGAUGGUCUCCCAAGCCGCCUUAGUGACCUCUUAGAGGACGCUACUAUAUUAGAUGAGAUUAGACUGUUGGACCUGGCUCUAGAGGAAGGAUUCAGUCCGGAGAUGGCAGCCAGGCUGGAAGAGGAGGGCUACCUUGACCGUGAAGUAGCCCAUCAGGAAACUGACAGAGAUGAUGACCACUCAGGCUCUGACAUGGUGGUCACAGAAGAUCAGGGUCAACCAGGAAGACAUCAGCAAGAUGGCGAGAACGAGGCAGACUCAGACUCUGGUCUUUCUUUGGACUUCAGCCACAGCCCUGCUUCUCCAAGUGCUUCCGAGGCCUCCUCUUAUUCCUCUUCCUCCUCGUCAUGUUCCUCCUCCUCCUCAUCCUCCUCUCCAUCUUGUGCGUCAGCUGUAGGAAGUCUCUUCUCUGAAGAUGAAGAUGAGGAUGAUGAGGAAGCCUUCGUUGGCCCAGAUAUGGAGGUGGAGGUGACCAUAAAGCAGGAGGAGAUGGAAGAGGAGGAGAUGGGCGCGGUAGGAGGAGGGUAUCCUGGAGAUGUGAACAAACUCAUCCCAUCCAACUACGAGGAUCACAAACUGUUUCAUGACUUUUCCUGGAUGGAGCAUAUUGGUCAUGAUCACACAUAUAACCAGCCUCGGUCCCCCGAGUCCUCUCCGUACCUCGGAAAGAUGCCCACCAAGCACACCAAACCUGCUCCACAUCAUGACACCAAGCCUUACCACCGCUCCUCGUCCAGACACAUCUCCAUGAGCAAAAUGUGGAGCCGGGAUGAGCGGCGAGCACAAACCCUGAAGAUCCCUUUCUCCAAUGAGCUCAUUGUGAAUCUGCCAGUAGAGGAGUUUAAUGACCUACUGACCAAUUACCAGCUGGACGAGGAGCAGCUCGCCCUCAUCAGGGACAUACGGCGUCGUGGUAAGAACAAGAUUGCUGCCCAGAACUGCAGGAAGAGGAAACAAGACGUGCUGCUGGGAUUGGACGGCGAUGUGGCAGGUUUGAGGCGCCAACGUUCACGACUGCUCCGGGAAAAACAGGAAGCCCUGAGGAACCUGCAGGAAAUGAAGCGACGAUUGGGUGUGUUGUACCAGGAAGUCUUUUCCAGGCUGAGGGACGAGGAAGGGAGGCCGCUGGACGCUACCGAGUACCUUCUUCAUUUCGAUCCCAGUAAUACGGUCACAGUGGCGUCACGCCAACAAAUGGCAGAAAAACCGAGCAAGAAACAGCGAGACAGGAAGAAGUGAGGAGGUGGACAAGCCAGGAACAUUUCCACAGGAGAUGUGGACACUGGAAAAUGUAGAGACAGUAAAGAGUUUGAAUGGGAGCCUGAUCAAAAACACAAACAUAUGAAGGAGUGAUGAGUCAGUGGUGAGUAAAGGAACACAGGAGGUGUCCUCAUAGCGUCAACAGACACUCCUGGGUCUCCAAAACCAUGAAACCCUCAAACACCCAGAUUCCCCUGAGAGUAGGUGGAAGGAUGGAUGGAUGGAAGAAGACAGAAGAAAGAGGAGUUCCUUAAAAGGGGAUCUGACUGACAUUGAUGAUAAGGCAACCUUUCCUCCAGGUUGUGUCGCUCUGCUCCUCAGUAUGAACCUUUCAGACACUGGAACAAUACUUGAAUUCAGCUCUUGUUAAGCUCUAAGGUAAACAGCCGAUAACUGACCUGGGACCAGCGUUCUAAGAUGCUAGUCCAAUGCCUAUGCAAAGUCCUGAUUUUAAAGAAAAGCUAAAAAACACUGAGUCGGACACGGCAACGAGUCGAAAGCAGGAUAGAUCCCGAGCCAGCAGGGACGAGUCGCUGGUCUGCAAGAAGGGAAGACGAGGAGCUGGUGCAGGGUCUCAGUGAAGAGGUCGGGUCAAAGGGGGUCAGUUCAGUCUCCAGAAACAAACCCUGCAUUUCACCAAAACACCAAAACAUUUGGUACCGUCUCCAGGAAAACCUUUUUAAAUUGGAUCCAUCAUGGCAGCGUAGCGGGACUUACACCCUACUGGUAACAGCUCCACUCCAGCACUGAGCUGACAAACAGGCAUCAAGGACAAGCUCAUCUUUAGGUAUAAGCUCUGUCAGAAUGUGCUUUGUAGGAUACAUUCAGCUAACUACUCGAAGAGCACAAAGGAUCCUUGUUUUGGCCAUGGCCCACCUCCUCGCCAUGUUUCAGGUGUAAUAUUACUUACAGACAUACCUGCACCUCGGUGGGGCAGCAUCGUGCUCAUGGUGGAUGUAUGCUGAGGACAAGGCAGGGCUUUGGGUCAUCCUGCAUCAGUGUUAUGCAGCAUUUAAAGGGAAAGCUGUUAAAGGCUUUGUUGGUUUGUGGAUGACAGACUGCAGUGGACUGACAGAGAAACACACUUUACAUACAAGCAGUGCCUGUAUUUCUCUGUCACAUCUUUAAAACUGACAUAAGUUGUUAAGCUGACAUGAUUGUGCACAAAAAAAAACACCUUCCAACUUCAGGGCUGCUGUCACCCUCUGCUGGCUGCGUCCACAGCUGAGGAGGACACACCUCAGAGAUCAGCGCAAGGUCUACAACCAGCUCCAUGAUUGUUUACUCUUUUGUGUGUUACUGGGAAAGUGGACGAGGAUUUUCUCAGGAACAGCCAGAGGGGCUGCUGCUUUCCCCUCAGAAGGGCUUUACCUAUACAGUCAAAUCACUGGAGAUCAAAUGAUGUCAUUGUUUAGGAUCAUUUUUAGCCAUGAAGCUGUCAUGAAGCAGGUGUUCAGAGCUUCACCUGGCAGACAGAAUCCAGCCGCUCUGUUUGUCCCUGCAUACCAAAGAAAAGCAGUGAAAUGACACCAAAUGUUUGAACUGUUUAACCUGCAUGCAGCAGUGGUGGAAGAAGCUUUGGUUAGUCGUUUAUAUCUUGUGAUUGUCCAACGUUCUUGCUGGUAUUCAAGGACUUGGCCUCAUCGUUUGUAAUACAAAAUAAAAAAUAAAACAUUU
Messenger RNA from Stegastes partitus (bicolor damselfish), 4511 nucleotides. Its product is annotated as nuclear factor erythroid 2-related factor 1-like. Bases 264 to 2813 code for a protein of 849 amino acids. Gene Ontology annotation, molecular function: DNA-binding transcription factor activity, RNA polymerase II-specific; RNA polymerase II cis-regulatory region sequence-specific DNA binding. Lineage: Eukaryota; Metazoa; Chordata; Actinopteri; Pomacentridae. Gene Ontology annotation, biological process: regulation of transcription by RNA polymerase II. The transcript is spliced from 8 exons. Gene Ontology annotation, cellular component: nucleus. The record is from RefSeq and is a predicted model, not a curated record.